Messenger RNA from Cinara cedri, 435 nucleotides. NCBI's taxonomy places the organism in Eukaryota, Metazoa, Arthropoda, Insecta, Hemiptera, Aphididae. The record is from the annotation of a GenBank genome assembly.
AUGGUUACCACUGUAGUUGGAAGAGCUCUAAAAGUAUUAGGGUUCGUUAAACUAAAUAAGGUGUUUUUCACUUUUCUUAAAUGCCUUUGCAUCCUCUACUUUUCCUUAGUACGCUCUAUAUUCAAAUAUGGGGUAGUUGUCUGGUCUCCUUAUCUGGCCAAGGACCAAUUAAGAUUAGAGCAUGUUCAACAUAGGUUCUUGUUCUACGCCACGUAUAUACUAAAGAUAGACCAUCCUCCUCAUGAUUAUUUCCUGAUUCUAAACACCCUUAAAAUACCUCUACUUUCUUCUCGACGUCUGGAUGCUGAUUUGGCCUUUAUCGCCCAUCUUUUAAAUGGCUCAUUCGACGUACCUGAUCUGCUGGCCACGAUUUCGUUUCGCAUCCCGUCAUAUGGUACUGGAAGCCACCGAUUAUUUCACGUCUCCACUCAUUAA